AUGGCGCCUCUGGCCGGUGUCUUCGUCUGGGACGGGCAGCGCAUCGAGGAGGAGGAGCUGCAGCGGUCAGCGCAGGAGAUGAAGCACAUGGAGAACAUCUCCAGCCUGUUCCAGGGCAGCAGCUUGAGCGAGUAUCAACGGCCGGAUCCCAAAUCGGAACGAGAGGCCGUGGCCGCUGCCGGGGAACAGCCCUGGGAGAUGAUCAUGGACAAGAAGCACUUUAAGCUCUGGCGGCGGCCCAUCGAGGGCACCCACUUAUAUCAGUACCGAGUGUUUGGGUCGUACACAGACGUGACUCCCCGACAGUUCUUCAACGUACAGCUGGACACUGAAUAUAGGAAGAAAUGGGACUCACUGGUCAUCAAACUGGACGUAAUCGAGAGAGACCUUGCCACUGGCUCGGAAGUGAUUCACUGGGUCACUCAUUUCCCGUACCCCAUGUACUCGCGAGACUACGUAUACGUUCGACGGUACAGCGUAGACAAAGAGAACAACCUGAUGGUACUCGUCUCACGGGCAGUGGAGCAUCCCAGUGUCCCUGAAGACCCCGAGUACGUUCGGGUCAGAACUUAUGAAUCCCAAAUGGUCAUCCGUCCCCACAAAACCUUUGACGAGAACGGUUUUGACUACUUGCUGACCUACAGCGACAACCCGCAGACCGUCUUCCCCCGUUACUGCGUCAGCUGGAUGGUCUCGAGCGGUAUGCCGGAUUUCCUGGAAAAACUCCACACGGCGGCUUUGAAAGCCAAAAAAAUGGAGAUCGAAGUGCGGGACUAUAUGUCUGCCAAACCCCUGGAGAGCUGCGGCGGCGGCGAGGGGAAGGCGAAUAUGGCCACAGCGGAGCACAAGAGCGACGGGACGCGCAGCCCCGCGCAGCUGGAAUACGCCUGA
Charadrius vociferus (killdeer) is the source of this 891-nucleotide messenger RNA. It is a transcript of the gene STARD7, whose product is annotated as StAR-related lipid transfer (START) domain containing 7. The transcript is spliced from 8 exons. NCBI's taxonomy places the organism in Eukaryota, Metazoa, Chordata, Aves, Charadriiformes, Charadriidae. The record is from RefSeq and is a predicted model, not a curated record. Gene Ontology annotation, molecular function: lipid binding. The coding region runs from base 1 to 891 and encodes 296 amino acids.